Chara braunii is the source of this 757-nucleotide messenger RNA. Lineage: Eukaryota; Viridiplantae; Streptophyta; Charophyceae; Charales; Characeae. The record is from the annotation of a GenBank genome assembly.
GGGCGGCGGGCGGCGGUGCACGUGCGGUCCAAGGGCCUCCUCGCACUACCCGCCAUCCGCCAACAUUUUGGUUGCAUGUUUGGACAUCAUGAUGUCCACAUGCAUUCGCAAUCUUCCCGGAUGGCGAGUAGUGCAACCAGGGUCGAAGUGGGAACGAACGAGCGAAGUGUGCCAUUGCAAGCGGCGUGUUGAUCGAGUGGCACGCUCGCUCCGUGAUCGUUUGCUGGUGGUGUCGAAUGCUGCAGAGGGGAGAGCGGCGGCACAAGACGAAUGCGACUCGGCGGGAAGGGAAAAGGAAAGGAGGAGUGAAGAGGGCGAAGGAGGCGAAGAAGGGCGGUAGCAUUAUGCCGAAUUCAUCGUGGAUUCGUGGGUGAUAAGAAGCGGCCUGCAGCUGUGGAAGAGGGACGGGGAGAAAGAAAGCGGGAGCGUUGUUGAAAGCAAAGCGAAAGAGAGAGCAGAUGGGAGGACGGAUGGGGAAGCGGAUAGGAGAGAAGGAGGAGAAAGCAGACAGAGAGUGAAAGACAAUGGGAAGGGGGAGUAUCUACAACAAAUAGUGAGCACGCGAGCCGAAUCGAGGACAAAUGGCGGAUCAAGGAUGACUUAGCCAAUCUGCCAAGUUCGUGCGAUACUGUGUCGGGUGAAGCAUCAAGAACGGUGUCCGUUGCAUGAUUGUUAUAAUCGUGCUCGAGCAGGAUUUGCGGAGGAACAGACGGGAGAGUGUCUCUCUUACAUGACCGUAAUAAUCAUGCGGGAAGCG